This is a messenger RNA of Poecilia latipinna (sailfin molly), 5122 nucleotides long. RefSeq names its product contactin 3a, tandem duplicate 1 (gene cntn3a.1). Lineage: Eukaryota; Metazoa; Chordata; Actinopteri; Cyprinodontiformes; Poeciliidae. Gene Ontology annotation, biological process: brain development; axon guidance; cell-cell adhesion. The record is from RefSeq and is a predicted model, not a curated record. Gene Ontology annotation, cellular component: plasma membrane; axon. The transcript is spliced from 23 exons. Gene Ontology annotation, molecular function: cell-cell adhesion mediator activity. Bases 673 to 3762 code for a protein of 1029 amino acids.
CCGUGUGCCGCGCCGCCAGCUGCCGCACACUCACGCAGUUCUUACGGCUGCGUCCUGCUGCCGGAGCGGCACUCUCGGAUCGGAGACCGAUGCAAGUCAGACUGCUAACCCGUCCAAAAUAAAAGAAAAACAAAUGUUAUACGGUGAAAUGUAAAGACAUUUGGAAGCGCGGAAGUCCUCGUCUGAAGCCGCCACAGCGGGUUUGGCUUGUGGGUAACCCGCCUGCCUGCCCGCCUGCCUGCCGGCGAUGCGAGCAGGACCGUCGGGGCAACCAAUGCGUGUGUCGGAGGAGACGAGCAGGGCGCACUGGAAGGGAGAGCUUGGAAAGCAACUGUUUUGACUUCAAGAACAGUUUUCUUUUGAUAAUGGAAAGAAAUGCUAGCCAACAUUUUUAGUUAAAGCGAGAGAAGAGUUCGAGGGAGCCGUUUGUCUGCGAGAGAAAAAGCAGAAACAAAAAAACUUAAAACUACCGCUUUGGAUGAGAGCUGCGGGGCUGGCGCUGACAGGAGAUGAACGAUGCACAGUAACAUGGAUAUACUGAAGGGGAUAAGCAUCAGCAAGCACCGCUGGAGAUGUAUUCCGAUGAACAGUGAACAUUACUGGGGAGGACAAAGCCAGAAUUCUAUGCACAUGUGAUUGGAUCUGAGCUUGCUCUGACCUGAGACCAUUAAAAUGGAGUUGCUAUGGAAACUCAUAGUGCUGCUGUCAUUGGUGGAGUAUCUAACAGGAAGCGGAGUCCUGCUAAGGCCCGUAUUCACUAAGCAACCAGGCAGUGUGGUGUUUCCCAUUCAGCCUGGCGAGAAUCGGAGAGAGGUGGUGUUUAGCUGUGAGGCCCAAGGACACCCGCCGCCCUUCUACAGGUGGAUGCUGAAUGAUUCUUUCAUCCUGCCCAUGCCAGGCUCACGUUUCUCCCUCAUGGGUGGGAACUUACACAUCACCAAUCUGAAUAAAGACGAAGAUGUGGGCAUCUAUCAGUGCUUCGCAUCAAACUCUUUUGGCACAAUCAUCAGCAGAGAGGCCAGUCUUCAUGUUGCUUACUUGGAGAAUUUCAAGACCCAGAGAAGAAAUCCAGUGAGAGUUCGUGAAGGUCAAGGAGUGGUUCUUCUGUGUGGCCCACCCCCUCACUCAGGAGAACUCACCUUCACAUGGAUCUUCAACGAGUACCCGUCUUUUGUCGUCCAGGACACGCGACGAUUUGUCUCCCAGAAGACGGGCAACCUCUACAUCGCUAAAGUGGAGCCCUCUGAUGUGGGCAACUACACGUGUGUGGUCACCAACAUGGUCACCAAAAGCAGCGUUCAGGGACCACCGUCACCUUUAGUCCUCCGGCUUGACGGUGUGAUGGGUGAAUACGAACCAAAAAUUGAAGUGCAGUUCCCUGAAGUCGUCCCUGUCGCUAAGAGCUCAACCGUCAAACUUGAAUGUUUUGCACUUGGAAACCCGGUGCCAACCAUAAGCUGGAAAAGGGUUGACGGGGCCCCUUUUGGCAGGAAGGUGGACUUGAAUAAAGCCAGCGGAGUCUUAGAGAUCCCUUAUUUCCAACAGGAGGAUGCAGGGAUGUACGAAUGCAUUGCAGAAAACAGCAGAGGAAGAAACUCUGUUAAAGGAAAGCUGUCUUUCUAUGCUCCACCACAGCUGACAGAGAAGCCUCAGGACGUCCAGAAGACCAUCGACGACACUCUAGUGUGGGAAUGCAAAGCCAACGCUAAGCCAAAACCCUCGUACCGCUGGCUGAAGAACGGAGAGCCCCUGGAUUACAUGGAGCAGGACAGAGUUCAGGUGAAUAACGGAGUGCUGACAAUCAACAACUUGAAUCUGGCUGACAUUGGGAUGUACCAGUGUGUGGCGGAGAACAAGCAUGGCCGCAUCUUCACCAAUGCUGAGCUCAGAGUCAUUGCUAUUGCUCCCGACUUCUCCCAAAACCUGUUGAAGACACAAACGUUGGCCCGACAGGGCGGCGAUGUCCUGAUCGAAUGCAGGCCCAGGAUGUCUCCUCGCGGCGUGAUUUCAUGGAGGAAGGGGAACGAAGCCCUGCGCGAGAGCCACAGAAUCAUGGUGCUGGAUAAUGGAAGCCUGCGGCUAUCCAAUGUCACUAAAAUGGAUGCUGGGAUCUAUACGUGUGUAGCCAGAAACCAGUUUGGAGUAGCGAGCAGCUCUGGAAGCCUUUUCGUUAAAGAGGCAACCACGAUCACGAGUCCAGCAGGGCACCUGGAUGUGACCGUUGGAGAGAGCAUCGUGCUGCCCUGCCAGGUUUCGCACGAUCCGACUCUCGAUCUGAAGUUCACCUGGUUCUUCAAUGAGCAGGUCAUCCACUUUGGAAGUCAAGGGGUCUAUUUUGAAAAAGUCGGUGGGCGUUCAGCAGGUGACAUCAUGAUCCGGAACAUCCAACUGAGUCAUGCUGGGAAAUACACCUGUGCGGUUCAGACCAAGGUGGACAGCGUGUCCAUUGCUACAGAUGUGGUUGUCAGAGGUCCUCCGGGCCCACCUCUGGAUUGCCAGGUCACUGAGAUGACUGAGACUACUGCCUCUCUUUCCUGGAGGCCAGGGCUGGACAACCACAGCCCCCUCCUCAGCUACACCAUCCAGGCUAGAACACCCUUCUCUCUUGGAUGGCAAACCGUCGCCACCGUACUGGGACUGUUAAAGGGGAAGCAGCUCUCAGCCACGGUUACUGACUUGAGUCCCUGGGUGGAUUAUGAGUUCAGAGUUUUGGCAACCAACAGCGUUGGAACAGGAGAGCCCAGCAAACCCUCGAAGAAGACCCGCACCAAAGAAAUGCUUCCCAGAGUGACUCCAGCGAGGGUGAGUGGAGGUGGUGGAGGACGAUCAGAGCUCGUCAUCACAUGGGAACCGGUUCCCGAGGAGAUGCAGGGCGGUCCGGGCUUUGGCUACGUGGUGGCGUUCCGCCCACUUGGGGCUCAGGGCUGGAUGCAGGCUGCCGUUACGUCCCCUGAUGCUUCAAGAUACGUAUUUAAGAACGAGACCAUCCCUCCCUUCUCCCCUUACCAAGUCAAAGUCGGCGUUUACAACAACAAGGGGGAAGGACCUUUCAGCCCGGUUACUACCAUCUACUCAGCAGAAGAAGAACCCAGCAGAGCUCCAGUGAGGCUGAGGGUGAGGAGUGUUUCAGCAUCUGAAGUGGAGGUCACCUGGAAGCCGCUGGCGUGGAGCAACAGCCGCAGACGUAUCCUCGGCUACGAGCUGCUGUACUGGGGAGAGAAGGAAAAGCCGGAUGCAGCCAGCGUGGUCAGAACAGAGGGGAAUAAAACAUCAGUACUCAUCAGGGAUCUGGAGGGCAGCAGUACCUAUUACAUGUCCCUGCGGGCCUAUAACAGUGCCGGAGUGGGUCCACAGAGCAGCAUAGUCAAUGUCACGACCAAGAAACCACCUCCCAGUCAAGCCCCAGUUAAAAUCAUGUGGAACACGUCCAACUCCAAAGUCAUUCUGCGGUGGGACCAGGUGCACGCCUUGGAGAACGAGUCCGAAGUCACGGGAUACAAGGUGAUGUACAGCCAGGACAAACACAGCCGCCCUAGCGUGGUGGAGACCAACAACACCUCCUUGGAGUUGUCGCUCCCAACCAACCAAGACUAUGUCAUCCAAAUUAAACCGUUCAGCGAGGGAGGGGAGGGCAUCAGCAGUCGCCAGAUUACCAUCCCCAAAGUGGAAGGUUCCAUAGCAACGGGAGCAGCUCCAGAGUCCUUGGGAUUUUCAGCGGUGAGCCUUGGAGCUGUAGUUCUCACAGGCAGAAUGCUGCUAUGACAAACAUCCAGAUAUUGCAGCUUCUUAUUCAGAGUGGAAGGACAGCAGGUCAGAGACGACACAAGGCCUAAAGCCUAGUUUCCUCCUGCUCCCUUCUCCACCCUACCAUGUCUCUCCUCUCUGCCCCACAAAAGGUCUUCUUUGUGAGCGAAGAUCCUUUUCUUCACUUUUCUAAAGUGGUUGCUGAAAGGAAGUGCCGCUUUCAGAAUUUGCUUUUGUGAAACCGAAAGGGACGCCUUGACUCGACUGACUCCAGCCUUUUUUUGAAGAUGAGUUUUUCUCAUCUACUUUCUAACUAGUGGAUAUUCUUGUAUGUUUUUCACCUUGGAGGAUAAAUUAGUACAUGUACAUGCUCUCCCAAAGGAAUUGUGCGGGUUAUUUUCUAAAAGGAUUUAUUUAGUCUGUGUACCACUGAGCUUUUCCUUCAGAAAACGGAACUGAGAGUGGAGGCGACCUACAUCGCUUACUUGCUUAUCUAAAGUGGAGAUUUACUUUAUUGGAAGUGAGAAGUGUUUCUCUUUGAGAGGAAAUGCUCAUCCCAUCAAAUGGAAUAAAAAAAAAAAGUGGGGAUUAAGCUUCACUGCUUUAAGACAAAACAGAAUUUGGGACCCUUCUGCUCUUUCCUGCUUCGAUUCCUAACAUUACAAGUGGCCAUAAAACUGACUGGAACCAAAGUGGCUGCCACAGUGCAGCUAUACCUGCUGCAUUGUGGGAAAAGGCAGCCUGUACUCACAUUGCUUAAUUUCUGUCAAGCAGCUGGCUUGUGUAAAUGAUAAAUGUCCCAUCUGGCUCCGUCAUCAGUGUACAACCAAGACAUACAUGUAUGAAAUCCUCAGGUCCCAAAUGAGCCUUAAGUCUUAUGAUUACCAUCCGACUUAUCAUUCAGGACAACGUUUGUUUUUGUUGGUCCACCUUGUAUCUUAGCUCUCGCUGAAUCAUAUCUUUGAAUGUUUCGAACUUGGGGGGAGGGGAAACUAAACGCUUUUUGUCGUCUUUCUGUCCUGAUGAGCAUUGUUAUACAAUAGGUGGUCCUGUUUUCUGACUUUUCUAGCAGUUUAUAUCAAAACCAGCUCAGUGUUUCACUGUCGGUUGGUCAACGUGUGUGUGUGUGUGUGUGUGUGUGUGUCUUGCACACACACAAGUGGUUUGAAAGGAUCAGUCUGCUUUGAAUAAAGAUCAUGCCAUUUUCCUCAUUUCUGUCCCCGUUGUAACGUUGGGCCAAAUGUUCUUUAAAUUAAAGUGUUGCCUUUCAUUUCGCUCAUGCGGUUAAGAUUUUGACAACCUUUUACAUCACUUCUACAUCUCUACCUUUUGCCUUCUGAAAUAUUACACCAACAUAAAAAUGCCCUUUGUUACUCCA